Peromyscus eremicus (cactus mouse) is the source of this 4766-nucleotide messenger RNA. Its product is annotated as KIAA1614 ortholog. Gene Ontology annotation, molecular function: protein kinase C binding. The transcript is spliced from 10 exons. Gene Ontology annotation, biological process: centrosome cycle; establishment or maintenance of cell polarity; regulation of cellular localization. Lineage: Eukaryota; Metazoa; Chordata; Mammalia; Rodentia; Cricetidae. The record is from RefSeq and is a predicted model, not a curated record. Bases 1 to 4092 code for a protein of 1363 amino acids. Gene Ontology annotation, cellular component: apical plasma membrane; cell cortex; nucleus.
AUGAGGUCCGCCCUGCAGGGAAGUCCACCGACUCGUCCCGAAACGUUCCUCAGCCUCCUCCUCCUCCAGCGGAGCCGGGUGUCGUCAGCUGAAGCAUGGCGCUCCAGCUGCGCCCCACAGUCACCUCUGCUCCCCUCCGCCUUCGCGCCCGCGUCCCCGGGGAGGGAUUUGCUCGGCGUCCGGGACACGGCCCGGUGGCAGCUGGUGCGCCCCAAACUCAGGGCGCAUCCUCCGCCGUCUGGGAGGCCCUCGCACCGGGAGGGGAGCGGAGCCGCGGCUGCUCGGGGCUCCCAGCGUGCGCCCCGUGGAGCGGCCCGGACCCCGGGAGGACGCGGGAGGCUGGGGGUGGGGACAGGCCGAGGUCGCGAUCCUCCAGCCCCUUCCGCUGCCCCUCCUCUCGCCUUCCUCGCCCUCUCUUCCCGGGCGGGACCCGGGCCUUUCACCUUCCAGCAGAGCCAUGAACUAGCGAUCGAGGCGGUUCCUCGCGCCCUGCGGGGCCUGGGGGCAUCCAGGUCAGGGAGCAGAACAACCAGCCCCAUGCACGUGACUCCAGCUGUGACCAGAAAUGGUCCCGAGCAGCCGGGCAGCGGACCUCUCCCAAGACCCACGCUCUGCCCCCAGGAAGACCGAAUGCCUAGCCUGAUGGCUCCCAAGCCUCCCAGUCCGUGGAAGUUACAACUCCAAGGCCCUUCUGUGCUAGAGUCCAAGGUGAAGGCCUUGAAGGAGAAAAUGACUUCCAGGAAGCAGGGGGCAAAUCCCUGUUCCACUUCCUAUGAGCAUCCGUCUGCCACAAAAUCCAAGUGCCACCAAGUCAAGCCCAAAGAAAUCUGGAGCCUACCCGAGGGCUCUUCUCCACCAGAUGCCCUGGUGGUCCCCCGUGCUCAGAACCAGAUCGAUGGGCAGCUGGACAGCAGUGUUAAUGAGAAGAAACCUGCCAGGAAUGGUAACUCCAGGUCAUCUACCCCUGGCCUUGAGAGCUGGAACGGGCAAAGCCUGUGGUCUCCAGAAGCAGUGUGGAGGCUGACUGAUUCUGAGGAAGGCCCAGCACCAGGAUCUGGCUCUUUACAAGAGAGCCCCAACAACCAUGUUUCUGUGGGCCAGCUACAGGGGCCUGGUCCCUGUAAAACCACCCACUUGAGCAGCCUGAAGAAGAGAAGACCAUACCCACUUGGAGAUGGUGUGGUCACAGAGGGAGAUCUGGACAACACAGCCCUAGCCUCCAAGGAGGACUUGGUGCCCAGAGCAGACCUGCCAGAGGCGCUCUGGAGAGCUGGUGGCCUCGAGGCGCUGCAUGCUGGGGCAAAUGCUCUGUCCCUGUCUGACCAGGUGGAAAGGAACCGCCACCUGGUGCGGGAGAUGCUGAAGAUUUCCAGACAGAGUCCUCCCAAGGAGGGAAGCCCGGACUGGACUCCGUCCUGGGACAAGGCUGCAUCAGAGCGACCAGCGGGAGCCGUGGACUGGGACCCGGGCACCCCCCUGCAGGACUCAGGUCAGAGCAGGACCUUCCUCCCCAAGCUGGAGCCUGUGCUGAGUGCCAGGUAUGAGGGAACCAAGCAUCUGACCCAGCCUGCUCGCAUGAAGGCCAGGACCCAACCGCUCCGAGCCAGCCAUGACAUUGUGCCCACCAUUGCUCAGGGCAGCCGAAAUGGCCCAAGAAGCCCAGCUCUGGAUGUCAGGAGCACCUCUACCGACAGAGAGAGCCUCCAGAAUGGGAACCUGAGUGACUCCUCCAGUGUAGAGUCUGGCAAUGGGCAGUGGCCCAAGCAGGGAAUGCCCCUGUCUCAUGUCCGUUUUGAAGAUGAGUCUUCCGGCGAGGCUGAGUUCCGGUACUUGGAACGGCUCCAGCAGCGCCAGCGUCAGGUGUUACGCACAGUGCUUCAUGCCGUGGGCCAAGGACCCCUGCGCUCCAAGCCUGACCUAACCAACUACAUUCACCGUAACAUGGGGGACAUUUCAUUCCACAGGCCAGUGGGCUCCCCGGACCACAGUAACUUCUCUGCACCACCGUCUACGUGGGACAAUGAGAGGAAGUGUCCAGCCUGUGGCAGCUGUCUUGAGGAGCGUUGCCCUGCGGAGGGGAGAGCAGCCCCUGACCUGAGGGUCCUUCAGGGUCUCCAGGCAGCCUGUGAGGCAGAGGCAUUGCUGCCGGGGCCCUGUAAUUCCCACGGUGUGAGCUCCCCAUUCCCAGGGCUCCACACAGAAUGGAUCCGGGAAACACACAUCACAGACACUGUUGCCACACACCCUGAGGAGAGGGACUCUGCCCUGGCCAGCACCAACAGUUCAGACAGCUGGACAGACAGUCAGGAUGCCAGGACCUCUCGGCCCAGCAGGGCAGGCGGUCAGACCCAAGGCAGCAGCCCCGGACAGUGGCAGCAGGGCUCCAGACCUCAGGAAGGCCCCAGGUGGUCCCGAAAGGCUGAGGUGGAGCUGCCCUGGGGCCUUCAGGCCUGGCCUCACCUACAUGCGGUUGGUGAUGUGGUUGUAGGAGGGGAAGUAAAAGGAGCCACAAGACACAUACCCCAGGGGACUUCAUUUGUAAAGGAGGAUGCUGCGCCUGAACCUGCCUUGGAACCUAAGAGGCCUUGGUCCCAGGGGCAGCUUGGACCACGGUUAGGAAAUCACUGGGCCCACCCUGAGGACUCCUGGACUCCAUGCAAGACAGCUUAUGCUGUGUCGUUUUCCAAGAAGCUUGGGUCCUCAGGCUCAGACCAACCAGAGCAAGUUACUGAAAGCCAUGAGUCGCUGGAAACCGUGUGCAGUUCUUCCCGCCAGCAGAGCCAUGAAGAGCCCUCUGCACCUCACCCAGCCCUGCGACCAACUUUGCCCCUCUCCCCUGAAGGCUGGGUGCCGACCCCUCCCUCUUCAAAGAAAUCCCUCUGCCCGAUGGCCCCGAGGAAGUCAGCCUGGACUGGACAUCACAGGCAGGAACAUCAGGUAGAGCAUAUGGAUAUCCCCCUGCCUCUGUCUCCUCCAAGAACUUCGGUUCCCACCCCACCCCAGACCCAGCUCUACAGCCCCCGUGUCAAGCAUCCACUGCUGGACCUGUCCACCAGCAACUCCAACAGCAGUGUCCCUCCGGGGCUGCAGGAGCCUCGGGGAGCCGCUGUCCGCAAGCAUAGAGCUGGCAAGGACCACUGCUGCCAGGAGCCCGGACUGCCCCCGGAGAGUGACGGAGAUGGAAUACUCCGGGACUCUCUCCAGUCAGCAGAUGUUACCAUUGUCAAUUCUACAGCUGUCACCCUCUCCCUCACCUCAGAGGAGCCUGAGUGCAGCCUGGAGCUGGGAGGAGCUCUACACAGGACAGAAUCCAGCCCUGGAGGCCACAUGCCCAUUGGAGUAUCGCCUGAGGCCAGUACAGGGCACAAGCCACCCUCAUCUGCCCAUUCUGAUGUGAACAAGAAAAGGAGGAGUAGUAUCACCUCCACCCUGGGGCUCAAAAAGCUCUUCUCGGCCCUGGGCCACACCCCCCGGCCCAGACUUGGCACAUCCCGAAGCUACAGUGUGGAACAGCUGCAGCCCUCAGCUCCCCAUACCAGUACCUCCAAAGUGAAGAGAGCCCCAUCAUUACAAAUCCUGCAUCUGGUGUCACCCUCUCACCAGCAUCGGAAAGCAACUUCCUUUCAGAACCUCCAUUCUCUGCUAGGUGACAAGGGAGACCGGUCCAGCCUCUACCUGGUGGAGGGGUCAGGGGACCCCAGUACACCGAGCAGGCCGGCCAAGGCCUUGCCCCAUCGUGCCCUCAGUGUGGAAGACGUGGGUUCCCCUAGCCUGGCUCGCACCGUGGGCCGUGUGGUGGAGGUGUUCCCAGACGGCACGAGUCAGCUGCAGCUCCAACGACCCCCAGAGGGCACCUUUGGUUUCCGUGUGGCCUACGGCAAUGGCUGUCGGGAUUCAGGGCUCUACGUGCAGGCCAUGGCUGACCUGGAUACUGCCAAGCUGUACUCGGGGCUGCUUGGGGUGGGGGAUGAGAUCCUGGAGGUGAACGGGGCCAAGGUUGCUGGGCUGGGCUUGGCUCACAUCAAGGAGCUACUGGCUCAUGUGGAGAGCUUGUCAGUUCGUGUCUUGAGACAGAGGCCUGUUCCCCAGUGACCCAGAAGUACUGUUCCUCUCACCGACACUCCCUGAGAAGCCCUGACCCCACAGGGAAGAAGGGGCUGGAAAUGCGCCACUCAGAGAUAAUUUGUGGAUGGAAAGUACGGUUCACAGAUCAGGGUGGCAUCUAGUUGUCUGGGCUGUGACAGAGCUGUUCUGAUCGGCCACCUGCAGGAAGAGACGAAGAGCCUGUGUGUAUGUUUCAGUUAAGGUCACUAAUUUAUGCAGAUCUGGGGAGAGAAAAUAAUGGUCUUCUUCCGUGACAGAAGUGGUAGGAUGUGUCCCUUUGUUGGAAGGAGAGGAGAGUGACUGACUAUAUCCUUGGGUUGGUCCCUGAGAGCUGGCCUCACCUCCUGGUCACACUCACUGAAAAGCCUCCCCAGCCCCCGGCACCCCAGAGACAAAGUGGCCACAUUGGCCUUGUGCCCGUCUCUUUCAGCUGGGGCUUGCCUGGUUUCCAUGUGACUACACCUUUGCUCCUGAUCCAGAGGGGGCUCAGUGUCUUGGCACAGCAGACAGCCAAGAGCGCACAUUCCAAACCAAGCCCUGGGAAGGAUGGCCUGUUAAGAGUUCUGAGCCCCUUCUGGGUAUGUAAACAUCUGAGAGGUUCAGGGAGCCAGAAUGUUAAGAAUUUCUAGGAAAUUUUUCUGAUCAACACAAAGUUGAAAAAA